AUGGCCGAGUUUCAAAUCAACAACGAGGAUCUGACUAGCCUCAAGGGCAAAGUUGUCAUUAUCACAGGCGGCUCCUCGGGCAUCGGCCAGGGCACUGUCCAGCUGCUGGCCUCUCUAGGGGCUUCUGUCGUCAAUGCCGAUAUUGCACCCCCUGCCGAGUCAGCAGACAAGGGCGUGACCUUUAUCAAGACAGACGUGUCAAAGUGGGCAGACCUGACUGCCCUGUUCAAGAAGACCAAGGAGCUCCAUGGUCGGAUUGAUCAUGUCUUCGCCAACGCUGGACUCGGUCCCCGAGCCGACUACUUCUCCACAGAGGUGGAUGAGAAUGGCGACCUGAAGGAGCCAAGCUACGACCUCCUGGACGUCAGCUUGAAGGGCGUUAUCAACACGACGACACUCGCCAUCUACUACUUCCGCCAGCAGUCCGAGGGCGGCAGCGUCGUGAUCAAUGGCUCUGUGAUGGGCAUCCAGCGCUGUCGGGCAGCCGACUACGCGACGGCCAAGGCCGCUGUGCACGGUUUCGCAAGAGCUCUCCACCCGUGCAUCGCCGCGUACAAGCUCCCGAUCCGUAUCAACGCGGUGGCACCGACCUGGACGAACAGCAGCGUCCUGCCUGGCCUGGAGAGCAUCAUGGCCAAGAUCGGCGUCGAGGUGCAGCCCGCCUCGGCCGUCGCGCGCGCGACCGCCCUGCUGAUGGCUGACAGCGCCCGACACGGCCAGUCAAUCCACGUCCAGUGCGGCAAGUUCAAGGAGAUCGACGAGGCGGUGCUCCUGCCCCAGGCUGAAGCCAUCAGGGGUCCGGACUACCCGAGCGAGGACUGGGUGCUGGAGAAGGCCAUGGAGAUCUUGGCGGCGGAGGCGGCGAAGGGGCAAGCCUAA
Molecule: messenger RNA, 879 nt
Organism: Diaporthe amygdali
Lineage: Eukaryota; Fungi; Ascomycota; Sordariomycetes; Diaporthales; Diaporthaceae
Product: short-chain dehydrogenase
Exons: 3
Coding region: 1-879 (292 amino acids)
Source: RefSeq, a predicted model, not a curated record